AUGCCUUUUAACCAUUUCGCGUUAAACUCCGUUCCUAUAUUUUCUUUUUUUACUUUCUUUUUCAUUUCCUUCUUUUCUCUCCUCUCACCUGAAAGUCGUUUUUAUCAACGCUUUAUUUUUUUCUCUUUCUUUUCUUCCUACACUCUCCUUAUCAACACUCUCCAUCUCCCUCUAUCUCUAUAUUACGUAACUCAAAUCUCAUUCUAUUUAAUUUUUUACUUCUUUAAAAAAAAGAAAAAGAAGAAACCUUUCUUCCUACCCUUCCUACGGAUUUUAUUAUUUUAUUUUUCUCUCUCCAAGUCUUUACUUUCUUUAAAAAAUUAUUUCUUUUUUCACUUUCUUCUCUUUCCAGAAUUUUCAUUCCUUCUUUUUCACCUUACUUUUUACUUUUUUCAGUUUCCAACUUUUUCAUCAUUUCUUCAUUGCCUUUCAAAAAUGUUUACAUUCUUUUUCUUUCAAAUAUUUUCAUUCUUUACUCGUUCUCUUUGUAAAGGUUGCACGUCUUUCUUUUCUAGUUCUCCUUUCUUCAUAAAGUUUUCAUUCUUUCUUUUAUUUUUCCAUUUUUCACUGCCUUUCUCUUUUAAGCUUGCCCAGCUCUUUUUGCAUUCAAAAAUGUCACAAUGUUUUAAUUCAAUAUCUAUCUAUAUCUCUGACAUGAGUUUUUAUUUGCUUUCUGUUUUCUCGUUUUAUCACUUUCCGCUUUUUUUUUUUAUUUUUGCUUUUUCUUUCGAAUGUUUUCACUCAUUCAAAUUUUUCAUUAUUUCAUUUUUUUUUUCUCUUUCAAACAUUUCCAGUCUUCAUUCACUUUCCGAUUUCUUCAUUCGCAUCCCCUUUUUCGCACCAUAUUUUGUUCAUUUUUCUCUUUACAUGGCGCAGAAGAUUUGGCUUUUCUUUUUCUUGUUUUGCCGUCUUUUUUCUUUCUAUUCAAUUCGCAGACGCCAACAUCAAGUUUGGUACGUGUCUCUUUUCUUUUCUAUUAGGAAUGUGGUUAUUUACUUAUUUACUUAA
Messenger RNA from Acanthosepion pharaonis, 1008 nucleotides. The record is from the annotation of a GenBank genome assembly. NCBI's taxonomy places the organism in Eukaryota, Metazoa, Mollusca, Cephalopoda, Sepiida, Sepiidae.